Molecule: messenger RNA, 189 nt
Organism: Drosophila bipectinata
Lineage: Eukaryota; Metazoa; Arthropoda; Insecta; Diptera; Drosophilidae
Source: RefSeq, a predicted model, not a curated record
AUGAUUAUGAGCCCUGCAGCCGGGAAACGGGCGGGCAAUUGGAAGUUGGCGGCAAAUUUUGGGCCUUUGGGGCGUCUGCGCUGGCUGAUGGAAGGAAGCCGGUACGGCUACCUAGGAGUUGCAUUGUCAGCCAAACGAUCUGCAAUGGGUCUGCACUGGAAACUACUUUGUUAUAUCUUGUUAAGCUAG